AUGGAGCGUUCAUUAGCGGAUAUACUUAGAGAAGAACGUCAGAUCGGUCACAAAGGAGAUGGUGGUUGGAAAGCAAUUGCUUAUAACACAGCUACUGCGAUAUUGUCUGCACAAUUUGAUAUUGAAGUAAGUGCUGAUAACAUAAGAAAUCGUGUUAAAACCUGGAAAAUGUUUUAUGGUAUAGUCAGUGAUAUAUUAAGUCAGAGUGGAUUUAAUUGA
This is a messenger RNA of Prunus armeniaca (apricot), 219 nucleotides long. The record is from the annotation of a GenBank genome assembly. NCBI's taxonomy places the organism in Eukaryota, Viridiplantae, Streptophyta, Magnoliopsida, Rosales, Rosaceae.